Branchiostoma belcheri (Belcher's lancelet) is the source of this 1872-nucleotide messenger RNA. Its product is annotated as male-specific lethal 1-like 1. The record is from RefSeq and is a predicted model, not a curated record. Gene Ontology annotation, cellular component: MSL complex. The coding region runs from base 131 to 976 and encodes 281 amino acids. Lineage: Eukaryota; Metazoa; Chordata; Leptocardii; Amphioxiformes; Branchiostomatidae. The transcript has 8 exons.
CAAUUGAAAGGAGCUUUUGUUGUUGCACCUCGACCUCAUCCAAGAGCAGCAAGAACAACUUCAACAGAAGGAGAAGCAAUUAGCAAAAGAGAGGGAAGACAAAGAAGCUUUGCAAUGUCGUCUGGAGCGUAUGGAGCGGCGCAUGUCGCUGGUGAAACGGGAAGCGGCGCCGUCCGUGUCGUCCAUGAGCCCCGCCUCCUCCUGCUCCUCUCCGCUGAUGUUGUCAUCAGAACCCAGCACCAGCAGAGAGUCCCAGCCGUUCAGGAGAGGGGUCAAAAGAUCAUUUCAGGAUAGUUCAUCGUUUGGCAGAAGACUUGCAGCGAAGAAGAUCAAGCGAGCGAUUCACUUUUCCCAUCGAUCACAAAUAAAGGAGUCUCAUGAAGUCAGGGGUAGAACUGUGGACGGUCGGGGUAGCUCACAGGAGGACAGAAAUGAUGGGAUAAUGAGAACAUCUAUGGAGUACUACAGCUCCCUACACCAGGCUCCACCAUCACCAGUACUAACUGUCAAAACUCCACAGAAAAUCUCCAAGGAUGAUCUGCACUUGCCCCCAUGGAGAGUGAACAACCUGACAACUUCAUCCUUAGAUGAAAAAGACUUUGUUGAGGACAUCAGUGAUGAUGCAUACAACCGAAGACACCAAAAAUUGGAGUUAGACGAGAAGAAAAGAAAAAGAUGGGACAUCCAAAGAAUCCGAGAGAAACGUCAGUAUGAAAAGCUGCUGAUGCGAAACAUGAUGAAGAAGUGCAACAGUGACAAUAUCUGGGUCCAGCCAACCAUAGGCUCCUUCUUUCCUGAACCUGAAGAUGUGGAUUAUGUAGAGGUAGGAGACACAGUUCCAGUGGUAGCUUUUGGGCAGCCCCUACCCUCUAUCACCAAAAGAGAAUUCAGUCUACCCUGGAAUGUGGGUGGUUAUGGUUCCUCCCGAGGUCGAAGGUCACGGGGACGAGGCAGGGGAAGGCGGAAAUUCUACUAAAACACUGCAGAUGUCACUCAAGCACUUCUGUACCUGUUUCCGUAUUCAGUCUAAACAUUUUCUCUUAGACUGGGCUUUCUUUUUGUAAAGCUGACCAAAUCAGUGCACUCAGAUUCAACAUGUACUUGUAGUUGUAUUGAAAACAAUCAUUGUUUCCUACGUCCAAUUCAAUUCCUUAUGUUUUACCCUAAUAAUGAUACAAUACAUGUUAUUUUGUCCUAGAAUAUAACUUGUUUAGAAAUAAAGACACAGGCUUCAAAUUUGAAAACUAUCGGGAGUACAUUAGAUCUGUCUUUCACUCAAAUCUUAGUGCAAAAGCUCAACAUUUUUUCAGUGUGUCACUGUGUGUGUGUGUGUUUGUACAGUGUAUGGUAGUGUAGUCUCAAGAAACCAGACGACAGAAAAGAGUUAAUAGUUGUAAAUAAAAAAAAGAAGUACGGUAGUCAUGUCUCUACUGCAGGCAGUUUGAAACCCAUAACAGAGACUCAACUGUGUAUAGAGGAUUAGAAGAAGAGAGAGAUGGAAUUGUUAAAGUUGUCCAGUCCUACUAGUGUGUAAUGUUCAAACAGGGUUGUACCAUCACGUUUGGGGCUGUUCCAUUGUCAGGUUUAGGGAGACAGAACAGAAGGAGACCACAAAAUGUAAAGGUGAAUGGCCAACAGAUUGAAAAUGUAAAGUGCAGAUUCCCCCCGUAGACUUUCUGAAUGAGAUAGCCCAUGUAUAGAACUAGACUGUACCAUCUCUUGAGGAGGUGGGAACAAAAGUGUACAGAUGUAAGACUGGGCCUGGCCCAUGUUGAAACUCAGGUUGUCCGAUGCAGCGACUGUCUAAUGUAACUAAUACCGGGAUAGUAGUGUCCAGUGCUACCUUUUGUUGACAAGUAAGAAAUGAAGCCU